Messenger RNA from Ornithorhynchus anatinus (platypus), 2221 nucleotides. RefSeq names its product transmembrane protein 151B (gene TMEM151B). Lineage: Eukaryota; Metazoa; Chordata; Mammalia; Monotremata; Ornithorhynchidae. The transcript is spliced from 2 exons. Bases 1 to 1716 code for a protein of 571 amino acids. The record is from RefSeq and is a predicted model, not a curated record.
AUGGCCCCCCCCGGCUCGGUGUCCGGAGAGAACGGGGGGCGGGGGGCCUGCGGGGCCGGAGACCCCGGACCCCCCGGACCCCCCGACCGCCGCCGACACCGGGAGGAGGAGGAGGAGGAGGAGGAGGAGGAGGAGGGAGAGGAGGAGGGGGCGGAGGCCGGACCCGCCCGCGAGGAGCAGCGCCCGGUCCAGCCGUCCCUCACCAAGUCCCUGUGCCGCGAGUCGCACUGGAAAUGCCUGCUGCUCUCGCUGCUCAUGUACGGCUGCCUGGGGGCCGUGACCUGGUGUCACGUGACCAAGGUGACCCGCCUGACCUUCAGCAGCGCCUACAAGGGCAACUCGCUCAUGUACCACGACAGCCCCUGCUCCAACGGCUACGUGUACAUCCCGCUGGCCUUCCUCCUCAUGCUGUACGCCGUGUACCUGGUGGAAUGCUGGCACUGCCAGGCCCGCCGGGAGCUCCAGUACCGGGUGGACGUGGGUAGCGUGCGCGAGCGGGUGGGCCGCCUGCAGCGGGCCACGCCGUGCAUCUGGUGGAAGGCCAUCAGCUACCACUACGUCCGCCGGACCCGCCAGGUGACCCGCUACCGCAACGGGGACGCCUACACCACCACCCAGGUCUACCACGAGCGCGUCAACACCCACGUGGCCGAGGCCGAGUUCGACUACGCGCGCUGCGGCGUGCGCGACGUCUCCAAGGCCCUGGUGGGCCUCGAGCGGCCCCCGGCCACCCGCCUGCGCUUCACCAAGUGCUUCAGCUUCGCCAGCGUGGAGGCGGAGAACGCCUACCUCUGCCAGCGCGCCCGCUUCUUCGCCGAGAACGAGGGCCUGGACGACUACCUGGAGGCGCGCGAGGGCAUGCACCUGAAGAACGUGGACUUCCGCGAGUUCAUGGUGGCCUUCCCGGACCCGGCCCGCCCGCCCUGGUACGCCUGCCCGUCGGCCUUCUGGGCCGCGGCCCUGCUGACCCUGUCCUGGCCCCUGCGGGUGCUGGGCGAGUACCGCACGGCCUACGCGCACUACCACGUGGAGAAGCUCUUCGGCCUGGAGGGCUCCGGCGCCAGCCCGGCCGGGGCCGAGGAGGACGAGGCGGCGGCGGCGGGCGGGCUCCCGGCCUCCCGCCUGCCCCGCGUCAACACGGUGGACAGCACGGAGCUCGAGUGGCACAUCCGCUCCAACCGGCAGCUGGUGCCCAGCUACUCGGAGGCGGUGCUCAUGGACCUGGCGGGCUUCGCGGCCGGGGCCGGCGGGGGCGGCGGCGGGGCCGGGCCCGCGCCCUGCGGGCGCUACGGCGCCCCGACCCGGCGCGGCUGCGAGCGCUGCCGCCGCGCCGUCAGCAGCUCGUCCAUCUUCUCGCGCAGCGCCCUGAGCAUCUGCGCCAGCCCCCGGGCCGGGCCGGGGCCGGCGGGCGGGGGCAGCCGCUUCUCGCUGGGCCGCCUCUACGGGUCCCGGCGGAGCUGCCUGUGGCGCAGCCGGAGCGGCAGCCUGAACGAGGCCAGCUGCCCCACGGAGCAGACGCGGCUCUCCAGCCAGGCCAGCGUGGGCGGCGAGGACGACGACGACGACGACGGCGACGACGGGGCCCACGCCGGGGGGCCGCCCCCGCCCUACCAGGACGCCCUCUACUUCCCCGUGCUCAUCGUCCACCGCCACGAGGGCUGCGGGGGCCACCGGCCCCCGCACCGCCACGGCUCCUGCGUGGAGACCUCGCUGUGACCGACCUCUCCGUCCCCCGCCCGGGGCGGAGGAGGACGGGGGAGGUGGGCGGGGCGAAGGCCGGGCGGUGGCGGGGACUGGCCGUGGCCGGCCCUCCACCGGGCCCGCGCCCCCGCCGCCCCGCUCCCCUCACCUCUGCCCCUUCCACCGGAUCUUCCGACUGUUAUGCGCGGGGUGGGGCGGGAGGGGGUGGGGGACUGCCUUCUUCCACUCCCCUGCCCGUGGGGUGGGCGAGAGAAAGGAUCCGGGCGCCCAUCCUCUCCCGAGCCUCAGACGGCAGCGGCUGGGGGGGGGAGGGGGGCCGCCGCUGCCGGGUGAGGGGGAGUGGGGCCGGGGGCGACGACUCCUCACCCCGUCACCGGGGGGGGACUCCAACCAGGGUCUCCCCCGCUGGAACCGUGCAGUCCGGGGUUUCCGCUGGGGGGCCCGAUCUUCUGCCCCUCCCUCACCACCCUCCCGUCAGCGGCACCCCGCCCCCCCCCGAUCCCCGUCCCCGGGCCCUCAG